Fulvia fulva is the source of this 1569-nucleotide messenger RNA. RefSeq lists its product as uncharacterized. The transcript has a single exon. Gene Ontology annotation, molecular function: protein binding. Lineage: Eukaryota; Fungi; Ascomycota; Dothideomycetes; Mycosphaerellales; Mycosphaerellaceae. The record is from RefSeq and is a predicted model, not a curated record. The coding region runs from base 1 to 1569 and encodes 522 amino acids.
AUGGCUCUGCCUUCAUCGCCUCCGUCUCUUCUCCCAACAGAGGCAAUGGAGGAAAUUCCAUCAUCACCUCCACUUCUGCCGGCAACAUCCAUUCUCCCGAGUCGCAAACGCCAUUGGACCGAGCCCGAGGACGAAAACAGUCUGUCCAGCGAUCCAUUAUUUUCAGAGGACAAUAGCGGAGUUGAGGAUCUGGCGAGUUAUGACAGACCGAAGAGGAAGAAGAUGGUGCGAGGGCCUUGGUACAAUGUUGGGUCCGCUAAGAAGGGAGCGCAGAGCGGGCUGAGGCAGGAUGCGUUUAGGAAUGUGGAUAGUGGAGUGUGGAUGGGGAGUGAUGGUAGUAUUGAUAGCAUGCUAUCGAGUCAGAACAGAAUGCGCAAGCUAGCGGGUCAGGAUGAGGUUGAGGAGAAGCAGGUUAUGCUGGGAGGAGCGGAACAGAUGGCGAAUGAUAUUGUGCAGCGUUGUGUAGAGACUGGGAAGGAGAGUGUUGAUCUCUCAGAGCUUGGUCUGCGAGCGAUAUCGCCUGCUACGCUUCAGCCGCUGCAUCAGCUUAUUCGGCCUUCGCAUAUCAACUCGACGGAGCCGCCAUCGGAAGACGAGUUUAGCGCGUUGACACCUUCGAUCAAGCUGUUUUUGGCGAGGAACGCGCUGAUUUCAUUACCACCUGAGCUCUUCAAUCUCGAGAAUAUUACGGUCCUUAGUCUGCGGAACAACGAGCUCACGGAGAUUCCUCCAUGUAGCGACCGGCUACACAAGCUAAGAGAGCUCAACAUUGGAGGCAACAACAUUCAAUAUCUACCCUGGGAGCUCUUCCAUCUCUUCGACUGCAACGGCAACCACAAUCAGGUCACCGUGCGACCGAAUCCUUUACUCGAGCCAACUAGCAUCACUGGCCCAUCUCCGUUAGCAGCACUGCCAAAGCCGGCAGUGUCAUACGGGGAGCUGAGUCGAUAUGGCGAUACGCGGACAUACUUCCAGGAGCUGAGAGAAGCAUACCUACAAGAUGGGCCUCUAGACUUGCGCUCGGAACUCGAGCUGCGAUUGAAGCUCGGGCGAGCGUUGCGGAUACAGGCCCUGCAGGAACUGUCGCGAGCAGGCAAAGAAGUAAGCGUGUGCCGCGAGGAACUGAUAUACCUCGCCUCUUCGCGAGUGCACUACUUCAGUGUUGAUGGGACGCCCAUGCGACGACUCAAUAGGGAAGACGAGGACUUUCAAGCGGUCAUUGAUGAUCGCCAGCCAUCUCCAGGACCAAUAUCGACCACACCUUCACUAUUCGAAACAGCACUGCGCACUGUGCAAAAGGUCUACUACCUGGACGAUUUACCUUCUACCAUGCCCGCCUCUGUAAAAGCCGCGUUGGGGCGUGCGGCCCAGGGUCUAGAAGUGGGCAACAGGUCCUGCUCAACUUGUGAUCGAAGCUUUAUCAUUCCACGGGCAGAGUGGGUUGAGUACUGGCACAAUGGGCUCCCAUCGCAGACGGAGCUGACGCAAGAGGCAGUUUUGCCAUUCAAACGGACUGCUUGUAGCUGGGAAUGUGCUGUUCCUAGCGAGCCGGGCGAGUUCAGAUGUUGA